AUGGGGAAGCGGUACUUCUGUGACUACUGCGACCGCUCCUUCCAGGACAACCUGCACAACCGCAAGAAGCACCUCAACGGCCUGCAGCACCUCAAGGCCAAGAAGGCCUGGUACGACAUGUUCCGAGACGCGGCUGCCAUCUUGCUGGACGAACAGAACAAGCGGCCCUGCAGGAAGUUUCUGCUGACAGGCCAGUGUGACUUUGGCCCCAACUGCAGAUUUUCCCACAUGUCCGAGCGGGACCUGCAGGAGCUGAGCAUCCAGGUGGAGGCGGAGCGGCGGGCCCGGGAGUGGCCCCUGGACAUGGCGGACCUCCCCGAGGGCCCCCUGGAGGACUGGCUGGAGAGGAGGGCCAAGCGGCUGAGCUCGGCCCCGAGCAGCAGGGCUGAACCCAUCAGAGCCACCGUCUUCCAGUACCCUGUCGGCUGGCCCCCAGUGCAGGAGCUGCCUCCGUCCCUGCGGGCACCCCCGCCCGGGGGGUGGCCCCUGCAGCCCCGCGUCCAGUGGGGCUAG
Messenger RNA from Pipistrellus nathusii (Nathusius's pipistrelle), 513 nucleotides. The record is from the annotation of a GenBank genome assembly. NCBI's taxonomy places the organism in Eukaryota, Metazoa, Chordata, Mammalia, Chiroptera, Vespertilionidae.